Messenger RNA from Pseudophryne corroboree (corroboree frog), 7354 nucleotides. Its product is annotated as zinc finger protein 318-like. The transcript has 10 exons. Gene Ontology annotation, biological process: positive regulation of DNA-templated transcription; negative regulation of DNA-templated transcription. The coding region runs from base 75 to 6431 and encodes 2118 amino acids. NCBI's taxonomy places the organism in Eukaryota, Metazoa, Chordata, Amphibia, Anura, Myobatrachidae. Gene Ontology annotation, molecular function: zinc ion binding; nucleic acid binding. Gene Ontology annotation, cellular component: nucleoplasm. The record is from RefSeq and is a predicted model, not a curated record.
GUGCCCUGCGCCAUUAGAGCUUACACAGACUGUUCGUUGCCGCCGCCGCCGCGGCUAGUGCCCCGGUGUUCGUCAUGUACCGGACCCCGAUGCGGCGUGGCCCGUCCCCGGACACCCCACCCCUGCUGGGCCGCGACAAUAGUAGUAGUAGUAGCAGCAGCAGCAGCAGCGGCAGCAACUCCUCCAGCAGCAGCUCACGGAGCUGGUCCCGGGGUAGCUCUCCGCCCAGGUCGCACCGCUCACCGGUCAGACGCGGCCGCUCCAGUUCCCGGGGCCGCUCCCCUGGCCGGCGCUCCCGCUCCAGAUCCCACGGCCGCUCCAGGCCCGCAGCGCAGCACCGCUCAAGGUCCCGGCACCGACGCUCACCCUACAGGUCAGGUCGCUCCCGCUCCAAGCAUAGGCGCUCCUCGACCCCUCGCCGGUCCCCGUCCCCGCGCCACCCUCCUAAGACCCCACGCCGCUCCCCUUCCCCCAGCCAUGAACCAAAGACCCCACGCCGCUCCCCAUCAUCCCCACGCCGCUCCCCAUCCCCCCGCCGUCACCCAAAGACCCCACGCCGCUCCCCAUCCCCCCGCCGUCACCCAAAGACCCCACGUCGCACCCCAUCCCCCCGCCGUCACCCAAAUACCUCCCGUCGCUCCCCAUCCCCCCACCGUCAUCCAAAAACCUCACGGCGCUCCCCAUCCCCCCGCCAUCACCCUACGACCCCACGCCGCUCCCCGUCUCCCUGCCAUAAUCCUACGACCCCACGGCACUCCCCUUCCCCCCGCCACCACCCCAUGACACCACGCCGUUCCCCGCCUUCCUGCGAUCAAUCAGUGAGUCCCUGCCGAUCCCCAUCACCCCGGUACUCUGACCGGAACCGCUCCCCACCGAAAUCGAGGCUGUAUGAGAGCAACAGCGGAGAGCAGCGUCACUACUCGCCCAGUUACCGUUACAAUGCAGCCGGUGACCGCCGCUCCCCUGAUCACCCUCGGGCCAACCCCAGUGCUGACAGAUCUGCAGCUGGCAAUGACACGGUAUCCAGUAUCUACAAGAGUUCUAGUGACUCUCGUCCUAUCUCUGGGUACCCCUAUCCCUCUACAGGCCUCCAGGAUAGAAGACCAGAUGAACCACUGCCCAUGCCCAAAAAGUCCAUUUUAAAGAGACGUACUGAACCGGAGGCUAUGCACAAUGACCAGUCUCCUCGGGUUCCUAAUUCAAGUAACAAAGAUCUAAAAGAUUUGAAGUCCUCCCCAGCUCCAGUGAGAAGCAGUGACGUAGGCUCUAAUAGUUCUAAGGACCCCGACAAGACUAACUUGCCACAAACCAUAACCAGUCAUAAGACACCAGGAAACCAGAAGCAUGUUCCUAUCCUUCCAGCAAACAAUAUGGAUAGUGUUUCCAAACUUCACUUAUCUGGAAUGAAAAGCGACUCUCUAUGUGUAACUGGCAGUAACCCAUCUCCUGCAACACCAAUGGGCAAAGCCUUGACUACAGCAAAACAGGGUGGCACACCUCAACGUGACCAUUCUGAGACCAAAUUGCCUACAGGAAAUGUCCCUAACAGUAGCCAGUUCUCCUCCUCUAUGGGAGACUUCCUGCAUAUUUUUAAUAGAAAUGCCUGUGAAGCUCAGGGUGUUCCUUUUAAUACCACAAAACCCUUUCUGGAAUGUAAGGAAGAAGUUAAAACACCAGAUAAUAAUAUGGACAUCUUUUUGUUACCACACGAAAAGGCAAAGGAUGUUGAGUACAAAUUAUACCCUCUCCCAGAAAAAGUCAAUAUUUCUGGCAAAACUCUGGAUCAGAAACAAAGAAGUGCAUCAGAAAUUGAAGAUGAGGAAAGAUUCUUGUAUGGCGACGAGGAUGAUAACGUGGAUUCUGAGAAGGUGUCAUCUAGCCAAACACCCCCUGUACCUGCACCUGACAUGGCUCCCAACAAGCAGGAGUUUGAAAAGAUCCAUAAUCUGCUGAAGACAAUCGGUUUGGACAUUGGUGUUGCAGAAAUCGGAAAUCUUUCCGUCAGAACUCAUGAACGGCUUCAUGGAAAGAAACUUGUAACGAAGAUGCCGCAGGCUUCAAAAGAGCACCCACAGGAUGCGGCUAGCACCAGUCCGAAGAUGCCGCAGGCUUCAAAAGAGCACCCACAGGGUGGGGCUAGCGCCAGUCCGAAGAUGCCGCAGGCUUCAAAAGAGCACCCACAGGCUGGUGCUAGCACCAGUCUGAAGAUGCUGCAGGCUUCAAAACAACACCCACAGGGUGGAGCUAGCACUAGUCCGAAGAUGCCACAGGCUUCAAAAGACCACCCACAGGGUGGGGAACACACCAGUCCUAUUGACCCCAAACUGGAGACUUCCCAGCCCCCUGUUAAAACAGAAAAGGAGGAAAAAGAACUCGCUAAACCACCAGCAAAGAUAGAGAAAACCGCCAAGCCAGUUAAGCCGGUUAAAGAGCAGACGCCACCAGUACCCCAGAACACAGACCCUACCACCAAAGAGAAAACUCCUCCACUGAUAAAGGAGUCAGUCCACAAAGAGCAGGCUGUUCCAUCACCCAAAGUAGAAAUACCCGCGCAGCCACCCACCAUUAGCCCUGUGCCAGAGCCAAUAUCUCCUGCUCCCCAAAUUUCCAUGUAUCCUGCCUACAGUCCCACACCAAUAGUACCUGGAUAUCCAAUGCCGCCCCUGGCACCACCACCAAGCUAUAAUCCCUACUCGCCCUAUCCGACGUAUCCUGCAUCCAACUGGCCAAUGUAUCCACCAGUCCAUAUGCCUGCCCCUAUGGCUUCUCCCCAAAUCUACACCCCACGUAAUUUACGGGUUAUUGAAACCACUGAAGAGCUUAUCAAAGAUGUCAGAGCAUCAAUUGCUGUAGAGGUAGAUGAUGAACUACUGUCCAAACAGGAAGCCAGUCGCCAAAGCGAAACUGAGAAGAUCAAAAUCAUGGAGGAGCUGAAUGACCUUAAGAAAGAGCAUAAAGCCAAGACCGAAAACCUGGAGACACUGGGUGCAAAGGUGGAGCAGCUAAGUAUCCAUCAAGGACUUCUGCUGCGGAAGAAGCGAAAGGAGAAGGCUGGUCAGAAGGACCCUCUACUAGAAGAACUGAACUCUGUUUUGGCGAGUGCCCAGAAUCAGAUUACUUCCCUGUGUCAGGAACUUGAUGAAACGAAGGACAUGCAGCAGAAGCUCAUUCAGGUGGCAGAGAUCCUAGGUGCCAGCCCAACUGAGUUAGCUGAAGUAAAUAUAACCUCAACAAAACGGGACCGGAGUCCCAGCUCUCCUGUGUUGUCAAGGGGUUCUGAUAGUGAGUCAAAGGGCAGUAGUGACUCCAAGGCUGAGAUGAAGAGCAGCAGUCACCCAAUGUCUAAAAGUGACAAACACAAGAGUGGCUCAAAACCUGGUUCUAAUAUUAUAUCAGAAGAAGUCCACUCAUCUGCAAGCUCAUCAAGCUCAUCCAGCAGCAGUGUGACGUCAGAAGAAGAUAUCGAGCAAAGAAGCACCCCACCGAAAUUAAGCUCUGACUUCAAAGAUAAAUCAGAGCCCAGCUCCUCAAAGACUGAGGAUAAUUUAAAGUCUCGAGACAAGUCCAGGUCAAAAAGCCCAAAGCCCAUUGCACCGCCUUCCAGGGCAUCCCCUAAGCGUAAGGAACCUGCACCUUUUAAUCUAGCUGAAUUAUUUGAGUAUUAUGAUAGUGGUGGACAUUGGUGUGCGGACUGCAACACUAUCUUCUCGUCUCUGCUGGAGUUCCUCCUUCACUUGCAUAAUAAGUGGCACAUUCAGAGCUUAAAAGAACAGAAAAAGCCCUGGAAUAAAGAGAAGGUUGAAAAUACUGUUCGGAGACAGAAAGUGAACAUUUCCCUGAAAGGUUCUGAGUUCAUGCUUCCAACAUUUGGAUACUACUGUGAACUAUGUGAAGAGCUCUUUCCAGAUCACACGGCUGCUGGACAGCAUCUCAAAGCCUAUGCACACAAUGAAAAGUACAAGAAACAUAUUGAGGUAAACGGCAAUUAUGAAACAAUGCGUCGUGCAGCGAAGCAAGCGAGCUUGAUAGCUGCUCAGGAGGAAGAUCGCAAACAGACAGAGAAAAAACGCAAAGCUAUGGAGCACAGAAAGAAGUCCCCCGACCAGAACAAAUCUAAGAAGGUGAAAAGAGAGGAACAUAAGGAAAGAAAUGUCAAACGCAGAUCAUCUCCUUCACCAGCCAGGUCUGAUAAGAAACAAAAUACUACUCCACAUAAGGAGCCAGUUAAAUCCUCUAGAGUUGGGAAGUUUGCCAGGAAGACCUCAGAAAACAAAAGCCAAACCGUUAGUAGCACAUCGAAAGUUGAGAGUGUGGCUAACAAGGAUAAAGACGACGAUGCAAUAGGGCAUUCUGUGAAGGCAAAGGGAAUGGAGAUCAAAUUAUUGGGUAAGCCCAGUAAUACACAGGAUAGCCCUCGAAAUUCAACCUCCUCCUCCCACCCUUCCUCCUCCUCCAUUAAAUCUAGCACUUCAACGGUUUCCAUAUCAACCACCAGUUCCUCUACUUCUACUACUGCUGCUACUGCUUCUACUACUACUUAUUCUACAACUUUCACAACACAAUCUAAAGUUCAACCCAAUCUGCCAGGUCCUAUAACCCCCCACCGAAGAACUCCCUCCGUUGUUGCAGUAAGCAAGCCGGCUCCUCUCAAUACUUUCUUGCCUAUAAAAUCUUCAAGCACCUCAUCAAAAGCUAUUCCUAUAUUGAAAGGUAAACCUACAGGGGUCUUGUCAGAGGAAUUGGUUUCCAAAGCUUUUGGAGGUCAAUUGGUGAGUCUAAAAGAAACUAAAGAGUCUUUAUUGAAACCAGAACCGCUUUCGACAGUCAAAAUGACAAAGGAUACCUCUAGCAGUGUGAAAACUGAUCAAGAUUAUACACUUUCCCAAACCAUUAAAGUAUUUGAGAAAAUGAAGGAAUUUGAAAAAAUGAAGGAAUUGGAGAAGAAGCAGCAUGUGGAAUUGGAGAAGAUUCGAAAAAAAGAGUUAUCUGACAUGCGGUUCAAUAAUAAGAUAGUUUCUGUUAGUCACAAAGGAACAGAAACUGCAGCACCCACAAAACCGAUGAGUUCCAGCUCUCAGAACAGUAGUGUAAAUUCCAGCCCAAGUAAUGCUGCCUCUUCCUCCAACCCUUCAAAUAAAGGUAUCAGUAAUCCCAGCAUACUAAUGCAAAAACCACGUUCUAUAAUUGUCCAGCGUGUGCAGAGUACAAAGUAUUCUCAACGUCCUAGCAGAUGGGAGCCUGUCAAAACAAGUCAACCUCCAAUUAAGACAACUGUCAAAAUGAAAUCGCCUAAAGCAGUGACCAUUCCAAGUAGUUCAACAAAUAGCUCAUCACAAGCUGUAAAAGGCAAGGAUAGCAAAGCUUCCAAUACUCCAUUGACUAGUAAGCCUGGGUAUACACAUUCACAAGAGAUAGGAAUAAAGACCAGUGUCCAAAAACCUGCAGAAACAAAGGCACCUAGUAAACCAGAACAGAUUACUACCCAAUUCACCUCUCUUUCAAUGAACCCAGUGACUGGUAAACUGGAAUAUAUUCCUUUGUAUGACAUAAAGAGCAAUAAGGAAACCACUGCCCUAAAACCAUCAGAGAACAAGCCUGUUGUAACUACUGCUCCAAGUGUGAUGUCAACUACAGUGCCUGCUGUGAAGCCAAAUCCCACUUACAAUGCUACUACCAACCUGAACCAAAAAUUUAAAAGGGCACCUCUGUCUCUGCCUUCUUCUUUGUUUGGCCAUUUACCAGAUCUAGGAUAUAAAGAUAUUAAAAUAUCAUCUGCCAGAGUCCAGAGCUCCAGUACUCAAGCAGAGAAUUCUGCAGCAGGUCAGCAGCCCAUCGAGCAGAAAAAGGUGGCCACCAAUUGGUCUGCUAAAAUGAGUCCAGAUAAAGAUCUGCAGCAUGAACUGGACUACUAUUACAAGCUAAUAGCUACAGACGAUGAUCCUGAAAUCUUAACAACUUCUGAAGAUCAAGAAAUGGAAGCUCCACCAGUUGUUGGCAGUGGCCCUGUCCAAGUAAAAGUGGAAAAUCCAAGAAAGACCAUAAAACUAGAGAAGGCACAGCCUCACAUGAAGACACCAGUUAAGCCUGUUGUACCAGUUGAUUCUUGUGAAGAUCUGGAUGACUCUGAUAUGGCUUGUGAAGUUCCUGAUGUUCCCUUGAGUGCCACUACUGCCUACAAGCACAAACCCUUUGGUCAGAGCUUAGUUUCAUCUAGUUAUGCAUCAUCACAAGUCUAUGGGACCGUGGUCAAACAGCCUAUGCAUUUUUCACAUGGAAAAUCUCUUGUGGAUAAGGGUUAUUCAAAGCCGGUACAAGAGAAGACCCCAUCUGUAAUGGAUUUUUCUUCGGACAAUUUCCCUGUAUUUACCCCGCCUGUAGUUGGUUCUUCCAUGGAUGACUUGUCUGUAUUAACCACAUGUGAUUCUGACUAAACACAAGCUCCCUGCUAAGAUGAACAGUAAAAUUAUAUUGUAACAUAAAUCUCUUGAUUUGUAGGGUCCACUUCCUCUAGGACAAAAGAGACCUCUGAUCAUCCUCGAGCUUCUACACAAACUAUAAAUAUUGAGAAGGUUCAAGUCACUGCUAGCCCAGCUUUUGCUACCAGCAAAAUGAAUUUUGUGUUAUUAAAUCCUGCAGGCAGAUUUGUUUUAUGUUAGGAGACCACUUUUGUAAUUUAAAUCUACGUCAACUUCUGAAUUGUUUCCUUAUGCAAUUUGAUUUUAAAUUGUGGAUUGCGCAUAAUUUUCUUGUUGUUCAAGCAUAGUUCUUUUGGCUUGUAAAUAUUUUUUGUCUGAGAAGGACAUAUUUUCCAUUUCAGAUGUUUAGAAUCUGUUCAAAUUAAGCUAGAUAUGCCCCGGAACCAGAGCUUUGCAUAAGUACGUUCUCCACUAGGAAAUGGCUCUGCAUCGGGCAAGCUUACCUUUUUAAUUUUCUAACUUGCCGUGUUGCGGUUCUGCAAAUAUUUGUUUUAGGAUCAAUGUUCUAUAUGCAUUACAUGUGUAUUAGAUUAUUUUAGGUUGAGUUCAUCCUGUGUUGUUCUAUAAUUGUUCCUCAGACAUUGUGGUAUCCUGCAGAAGACAGAUUAUGAGUCGAGUUGAUGGUUAAGACUGCAAAUCCAACCAUGAAUACUGCAUAUGUUACUGCUUUCGGAGAGAAAUUACGUAAACGCAUGCAGUGACCCAGUGCAGUUUGGCUGUAUGUUAAAAAGACUGAAAAUAACACAAUAUACUGGUCACACACAUCCUGUGGUUGUGAUACCUUUCUUCUUCUCAGAAUGUUUUUUUCUUUUUGUUUAAGCACAGUGUAUGCUAACAAUUACAUUUCAAUAAAUGGUGAUCAUAAAUAGUUAUCUUUA